AUGAAUCGGCCAAAGAACCGGCAGCCACGCCCGCCGCGCGAUCAACCACGAGGCGGGCGAGGCGGUGGAAACCCUCGCAAUGGUACUCGACCAGAGUAUCAUGCCGUGCCUAACAAGCAGCAAGUCGUUCCUGGCGCCGGUGUGUUCAUAGUCCUCAAAGCGGAUCAGCCCACGGGUCGUGAAACCCUAGGCGUUGUGCAGGAUCUGCUCACUCGAGGCGAUCAUCCUAGAGGCAUCAAAGUUCGGCUUGCUGAUGGACAGGUUGGUAGAGUGCAGCGUAUGGCCAGCGCUUCCGGCGAUAGUAGACCAGGAGGCAUGCCAUCCUUAGGCACGAUCCGGAGACGAGACACCACUGAGAACUUGUCUGAGCCACCAGCGCGCUCUUUGGCCGACUUCCUACCACCCUCGACGUCGGAGAACACCGCGGAGACAGGACUCAGCAGUGAACUGACUUUCACCACUGCAACAGCUUCAUGCCCGAUAUGCGGACAGUUCGACGGUGAUGAGCUGGCCGUUUCACGUCACGUCGAUGAGCACUUUAGCUAG
Molecule: messenger RNA, 546 nt
Organism: Fulvia fulva
Lineage: Eukaryota; Fungi; Ascomycota; Dothideomycetes; Mycosphaerellales; Mycosphaerellaceae
Exons: 2
Coding region: 1-546 (181 amino acids)
Source: RefSeq, a predicted model, not a curated record